AUGGAACUACCCAGAGAGAUCAUAGGAAUUGACACCCAACAAAAGGAUAACACCAACGUUGACCCGACAACUGAAUUCAUGGAAAUCCUAGAUCCAACAAAAGGAAUCAUGAACGAUAACACCAAAGUAACUCUAUCAAAAAGAAUCUUAAAAAUUGAAAAAUUCAACUUUGAAAUAAAAAAAGGCAAACAAGGUAGCUACGGAGUUCUAAGAUCAUUUCAAGAGAUAACCGAUAGGUUUGAAGGUUUCAUAAAAGAACAAGCUGCGAUGUCUCAGGAAUCUACUCAAGAAAUCAUGGAUCCUGAAAUAGAAAAAUCGUCAUUUGACGAAAUCAAUGUUUCGCCAAAUAAAAAAUCUAAAAAAUAUCAUGAUAAAACGUGUAAACAUGAAUAG
This is a messenger RNA of Funneliformis mosseae, 393 nucleotides long. Lineage: Eukaryota; Fungi; Glomeromycota; Glomeromycetes; Glomerales; Glomeraceae. The record is from the annotation of a GenBank genome assembly.